AGCCUCCUGGGGGAGAGGAGGAGGUAGGGAGCCGUCUCCAUGGAAACCUCUGGGCGUAAGACGCGGCCAAAUAGUAGAGGCUGGCGCCGAGGAAAGCCCCGAGGCGCCCCGAAUCCCCGGCGUCCUGAUUCUGACCCAGGUCCCCAUCUAGGUUGGGGGUCCAACCCUGAAUCCAGCCCAGGCUCGAGACUCCGCCCCCAUCCCCGCCCCCGUCCCCACCUCCACACCGAGCCUGAUCUUGAACCAGUCUCCCUCCAGACCCCCAGCCCCGAUUCUGUGUCUGGACCUGAUCUUUUCUUCGUCUCCGAAUCUGACCCAGUCCCCAAACCCGGCCCCGACUCCGGCCCUGGCCCCGGUCCUGGCCCUGGCACCGGCCGCGGCCCCGGCCCCGGCCCCGGCCCCGGCCCCGGCCAGGCUCCCGGCAUGUUGCGGGACGAGACUCUGGACGGGGCCACGGUGCCCUCCCUCUGGAGAGGUUCCCUGGAGAUUCGGAGUGAAUCGAAAAGUUGCCAGACGGCCAGCAUUUCCACUUUGGAAGGAGCCUGCCAAGCCCGUGAACAGGUUGAUGCAGAGAUACAGACUGACCCACCUUCUCCUGUGGCCUUACGAUAUGCAACUCAGCAAGAUAUCCCUGGGUUGGCCUCCUUCCUCCGUCGGGUAGAAAACCUUAUCAUCCGGGAGCUCGAUAAGAACUGGCAGAGCCAUGCAUUUGAUGGCUUUGAGGUGAACUGGACAGAGCAACAGCAGACGGUGACUUGCAGGCAUACCCUGUGUUACCCUCUGGCUCAGGCUCAGAAGCUGCAGGUGACCAGCGUCUCUUGGAAUGCUACUGGGUCAGUGGUGGCAUGUUCCUAUGGCCGUUUGGAUGAUGGUGACUGGAGCACUGAGAAGUCUUUUGUAUGCUCCUGGAACCUGGAUCGUCGGGGCCUAAACCCCAGGCAACCUUCUGCUGUGGUGGAGGUCCCCAGCUCCGUCAUGUGCCUGGCGUUCCAUCCAACUCAGCCCUCUCACAUUGCAGGUGGCCUCUACAGUGGGGAGGUACUGGUUUGGGACAUGAGCCGGCCUGAGGACUCCUUGCUAUGGAGGACAGGAAUGACAGAUGACACUCACACAGAUCCUGUCUAUCAGGUUGCCUGGCUGCCAGAACCCCGGCACAGCCACCGCUUCCAGCUGUUGAGCGUCUCCACGGACGGGAAGGUGUUGCUGUGGCAGGCGGCUGGUCCAGGACAGCUGCAGCUGACAGAGGGCUUUGCGCUAGUCGUCCAGCAGAUCCCCCGAAACACAAAGCUGAAGAAGCCCACCCGGGGUGAGACAGAGGUAGGGGUCACAGCCCUAGCCUUCUCCAGCUUUGACUCCAGCUUGUUUAUCCUGGGCACUGAAGGUGGCUUCCCACUCAAAUGUUCAACAGCAGUGGAAGUGGCAGCCCUUACCCGAAUGCCCAGCUCCCUGCCACUCCGAGCACCUGCCCAAUUCACCUUCUCCCCUCAUGGUGGCCCCAUCUACUCUGUGAGCUGCUCACCCUUCCACAGGAACUUGUUUCUGAGUGCUGGGACAGAUGGCCACAUCCACCUCUAUUCCAUGCUGCAGGCCCAGCCCUUGACCUCUCUCCAGCUCUCUCACAAAUACCUGUUUAGCGUACGUUGGUCUCCUGUCCGUCCUUUGGUCUUUGCUGCUGCCUCUGGGGAAGGAGACAUACAGUUGUUUGAUCUCAGGAAGAGCUCCCAGAAGCCUACAGUUUCUAUCAAACAAACCCCAGAUGAAAGCCCUGUCUACUGUCUGGAAUUCAAUCUUCAACAAACUCAACUUCUGGCUGCUGGGGAUGCCAAAGGUGUUGUAAAGAUAUGGCAGCUAAGCACAGAGUUCACAGAACAAGCGCCCCGGGAAACAGAAGAUUUGGACCAAUUGGCAACUGAGGUGGCUAGCUGAAGCUUCCUGAACUUUCCUUUUCCAAGGUGGUGACAGGCAGAAAUGAGCAAUGCAGGGUACUGAAGGUGCUUUUACCCCAUGGCAUACACAAAGAAUUGUUAUUUAAGGCUUGAAGAGUUCUGCUUCUAUGAGCAGGCACUUGAGUAUUAAGUCUGUUACUCACAUGAUAACAUAAAGAUUUAGGCAUUUGCUAAUACAAAGAGAAAAAAAGCUUUUUUUUUUUGCGGGGGUCAAGUCAUUUAUUUAUCUUUUUUUUUUGCAUACAGAAAAUUGGGAGGAAACAGGAAUGAAGUGAAGUGAACUUUAUAGGAUGUUCCCCCUUCAGAUCUGGUUGGGGAGAGCUGGUUUUAGGUCAGAGGAGGAGACAGGGUGAAAUUCCAUAAUUAUUAUAAACAUAAAUCUCCUGACAGUGAUCCAGCCAUUUCAAUUGGACUCGUAACAUUUUAUUGAAGCACCAUUUUCUCUAAUAUUCCCAAGCUAAGCAGUUUUAAAGGUUACAUUUGGAAGUAACACUGUCAAUGUUUUUUUCUUUAAGAGCACAAAGAUGGACAGACAUGCAGUGACGCAGCAAGACGAGCAGUGUUUGGCUGUGGCUAACACUAGGCAGGGGCUGUGAAUCAAUUCACAAAGAGAGAACGGGUAAAUUCUACAUAGUCAAAAGCAGAGGGGAGUUCACGGCCCUUGCCAUCAACAUAGGGCUUCAUGUGUGAGAUGCAGUAGUCGGCUUGUUCCCUGGUCAGAUUCUGAAAGGGGAAAAAUAGAGAGAUUAGGAGGUCAGCCAAGUGGAUCCAAGGGAGCUGAACUUUUGUCUUUAACCAAAACCAACUUCUGGAGAGCAAUCUCUUGGGAGAUUGAGAAGCCCCCAAUCAUUUGUUCCUUUCACAGAAGGAUGAAAGAACACAAAGGAAAGAAUCUAGAACCAACCCUCUCUACUCUGUGCCCUCUCCUUAUUCAGGUAGAGAUUGUAAACCCUGCCCAGGGUUUACUAUCUCAGUGUGAAAAUCAUUAUCUCAGGAAGUAUACUUCAGGAGACCUGGCUUCUAGUCUGGUUCUACCCCAACUGGCCUUGUGGGUAAGUCACAAAGGGCCUAGAAACUGUCAGUUAUAUUCCAAAAGGGGACAUUCUAUAAUACCUAAGGGAGUCAUUACAACUAUUAUACACAUAAGCUCAGACUGGUACAGUCUAUAUCUUGACCUGAUGAGGUCUACAGCUUACGCAAAGACAGAUUCUGACUUGUUGGGAAGAAUAAAUAUAUAAACAA
Messenger RNA from Monodelphis domestica (gray short-tailed opossum), 3188 nucleotides. It is a transcript of the gene DYNC2I2, whose product is annotated as dynein 2 intermediate chain 2. Gene Ontology annotation, molecular function: dynein light chain binding; dynein heavy chain binding. Gene Ontology annotation, cellular component: ciliary plasm; cytoplasmic dynein complex. Lineage: Eukaryota; Metazoa; Chordata; Mammalia; Didelphimorphia; Didelphidae. The record is from RefSeq and is a predicted model, not a curated record. Gene Ontology annotation, biological process: intraciliary transport.